AUGUGGUUUCAAUUGGCUUCAAUAGCAUUUUUUGUCUUGUUGACUCUCACGACGGCUGCAGAGAACGCAUUGGAAGAAGAAACCGUUCAAGAACGGAGACUUAGAGCAAAUGCAAAGAUGUGGUCAUUUGGUAAUGAUAAGGAUGAUGAUAGCAGCAAUCCCCGCCCAUGUCUUUUUAUUCAUGGAGAGAAUCAUGAAAACGAGGAGAAGGAACUGCAAGAUUCGUCCGAUAAAUUUGGUGAUAUGAGUAAGAACGCCCCGUUCUGUUCAUCAAUCAAAUAUGCUUCACUGGAUACGCUCAAUGUUGGUUGGACAGACCACAAGCUGCAAAAAGAAGCAGGUGCAAUUGCCAAUAAACACUGCAGCAUUGACAGCAGUACGUCGUGGGUCAGCAUGAGUGCACCAAUGAAAGGCUCCAUGGUAUCAAAUUAUGUGCAAGAUGUUUGCACGGAUGACGAUACCCAGGUUUUCCAUCAGAUUUUGACGCUUGUAGGCCAGUGCCCUGUUCAAGCUGGAAUGGAGUCUCUUGCGUAUAUGGACGGUAAAUACAGUACUAAGGAGCUUAAUAAAGCAUACGUGGCUGCCGAGAAAGUCUACACUGCCCAGGUAUCGGCUGCUAUGUGCAGUAACGGUAAUAUUGGUAUCUUUUCGACGUACCAAGCCAAGUACCUGCUUCUAGGCGCCAAGGUGGAUCAUGGUUCGGGCGAAAAUGAUGGUUUUACGACAUACAAGAGUUGCCGUGGUGGCAUUGACAAGGCUAAGUUUGGCGAUGACCCAUCGGAUCGAUUUUACGUGACCCAUUGUAACCACGCCGAUACUGCAUUCCUUAACGGUGACAGCCACUUCAAGGACAGCAUGAAACCGGUAAAAUGGUUCAAAGGUCUUUUCUAA
Molecule: messenger RNA, 891 nt
Organism: Peronospora belbahrii
Lineage: Eukaryota; Oomycota; Peronosporomycetes; Peronosporales; Peronosporaceae
Source: the annotation of a GenBank genome assembly